Molecule: messenger RNA, 7635 nt
Organism: Pseudophryne corroboree (corroboree frog)
Lineage: Eukaryota; Metazoa; Chordata; Amphibia; Anura; Myobatrachidae
Gene: PTEN
Product: phosphatase and tensin homolog
Exons: 9
Coding region: 456-1658 (400 amino acids)
Biological process (GO): negative regulation of cell population proliferation; phosphatidylinositol 3-kinase/protein kinase B signal transduction; cell motility
Cellular component (GO): plasma membrane; cell projection; cytosol
Molecular function (GO): phosphatidylinositol-3,4-bisphosphate 3-phosphatase activity; protein tyrosine phosphatase activity; inositol-1,3,4,5-tetrakisphosphate 3-phosphatase activity
Source: RefSeq, a predicted model, not a curated record
GGUCCAGCGGCCAGGAGCAGCCGCGAGAGGCAGGGAGCAUCGGGCCCGGACACACGGCUUCCCCGCAGCAGGAUCAGCAGCAGGAUCAGCAGCAGAGCGAGCCCGUGCAGGGUGGAGGGGGCACCCGGGAGGUGCCCGUGUACCCCGAGCUGCAACCGAGGACGGGGCUGUCAUUGCUGGGUACCCCGGGACUCUAUCAUUGUGUGCGGCCCGGAGCAGCAGGCCGCAUCCCCCCCACUUGCCCCCUUUUCCCUCCCGGCCAUACUCUGGCCUCCCCCGGCAGCCCCCGGAGCAGCAGCAGCACCAGGAGGAGGAGAAGGGGGCGGAGAGGGGACCUGAGCGGCCGGGCAGAGGAGGCAGAUCACGGAGCCGGGGCCGCUGCUGCCGCCCCCCACCAGCAGCAGCACCUCUCGGCCCCCCUCUCCUCCUUCUUCCCCACCCCCAGGCUCCCCGACAUGACCGCCAUCAUCAAGGAGUUCGUCAGCAGGAACAAAAGGCGAUACCAAGAGGAUGGCUUCGACUUGGACUUGACAUAUAUUUAUCCCAACAUAAUUGCCAUGGGUUUUCCGGCAGAAAGACUUGAAGGUGUAUACAGAAACAAUAUAGAUGAUGUAGUAAGGUUUUUGGACUCCAAGCAUAAAAACCAUUACAAGAUCUACAAUCUAUGUGCAGAAAGACAUUAUGACACCAACAAAUUUAGCUGCAGAGUUGCACAGUAUCCUUUUGAAGACCACAAUCCACCACAGUUAGAGCUAAUCAAACCAUUUUGUGAAGAUCUUGACCAAUGGCUAAGUGAAAAUGACAAUGUAGCGGCAAUCCACUGUAAAGCUGGUAAAGGACGUACAGGAGUAAUGAUUUGUGCUUAUUUGUUACAUCGAGGCAAAUUUCUGAAGGCACAAGAAGCACUAGAUUUUUACGGAGAAGUGCGGACUCGGGAUAAAAAGGGUGUGACAAUUCCCAGCCAAAGGCGCUAUGUAUAUUACUACAGCUACUUGUUAAAAAAUAAUUUGGAUUACAGACCAGUGGCACUAUUGUUUCACAAGAUGAUGUUCGAAACUGUUCCGAUGUUCAGUGGCGGAACAUGCAAUCCCCAUUUUGUCAUCUAUCAGCUGAAGGUUAAGAUAUUUACAUCAUCCACAGGACCCACCAGACGUGAGGAGAAAUACAUGUAUUUUGAUUUCCCGCAACCUCUUCCUGUUUGUGGGGACAUAAAAGUGGAGUUUUUCCACAAGCAGAACAAGAUGAUGAAAAAGGAAAAAAUGUUUCAUUUUUGGGUAAAUACAUUCUUUGUACCUGGCCCUGAUGAAUAUUCAGAGAAAGUAGAGAAUGGAACGUUAGUUGGAGAGCAAGAACUUGAUGGUAUAUACAGCACCGAACGUUCGGAUAAUGACAAGGAAUAUCUCACCCUCACGUUAACAAAAAACGACCUAGAUAAAGCUAACAAAGACAAGGCCAACAGAUACUUCUCACCAAACUUCAAAGUGAAGCUAUUUUUCACUAAAACAGUAGAAGAAUCUUCAAAUUCUGAGGCUAGCAGCUCCACCUCUGUGACACCGGAUGUUAGUGACAAUGAACCUGAUCAUUAUCGAUAUUCUGACACCACUGACUCUGACCCAGAGAAUGAACCUUUUGAUGAAGAUCAGAUUACAAAAGUCUGAAUAUUUUUCUGUUUUUCCUUGUCUUUUUUUUUUUCUUCCUUUUGUUGUCUCUAUAUAUAUUUUUUUUUUUUUUUUAAUCGAGGGAAUUAAAACCACAGAAAAAGACAAACUUGAAUAAACUGAAAAAGGACCUUUUUUUAAAUGGCAAAUGACAUUGUCAGACUACCAGUUAUAGGAGCAAUUAUUAUUAUUAUUAUUUUUUUUUUUCCUUGACCAAUGUUGUUUUGCCCCACAGGGUUUUUGGCACUGUUGUCCAAUGGAAUGAGGAAAAAAAAGAAGCAAAAAAACCAACAAAAAAACAGUAAAAUUAAAAAUAAGAAAAGGUUAUGUAGCAAUGUUAUGUAAAUAUCCUUUUCGUGUCAAAAGAACAUUCAAAUCUUAAUUAGGAUAAAUAAAGAUGGCACUUUCCAUUUUAUUCCAAGUUUUUUUUUUUUUUUUUUUUUUUUUAAGUGGAGAUGUGUAUAAGUAAGGUUAAUUUUUUUCUUCCUUUUUGUGUUUUGUCACCAACUGAAAUUCAAUAUGGGCUUUGUGAAAUACCAGGUUCACUUCCUGCCUCUUCACAGCCUGUUUGGCAACAGAUAACACUUUAACUGGCUAAGAAAUGUUCAUGGGUUACUUUGUUAUAUGCAUAUAUUAAAUGCGGUGGAUAAUGAAUAUUUAAAACUGAAUCUACUUCCGGCUUGAUUCAUGUACCAUCUCAAGUUUAAAACAUGCUCCUUUGUUUAGCGUGCUACCGUAAAUCCCGAACAUACAAAGGAAUUGUCCACUGUCACUGCUUAUUGUUUGUGCUUCUUUUAUAAUUUUUUUUUUUUCUAUUUUAAGCAUAAUGGUGCUAGAAAAGGCAGCUAUAGGGAGCAUUCUUUUAAGAGGUACAGGAUUGAACCAUAUAAACCUUCACAAGCAGACUUACAUAUACAUUCUAUAAUAUACAUGCUCACAAAUAUAUUGGCAUUGACAGCAAUGUUUUAUCCACACAAAUAUGGAAUGUUGUCCACAGUGAAAUUUACCCAAUUGUUUUAAAACAAAAACUAUAGCCGUUUUAACUCCUGAAACUUUCCCAACCACUCCAAACUGUUGCAAUGAUGCUUUCCAUCCCUUGUGUUAUCAAGGCCAGUGCAAAGUUUGUAGACCUUAACCAUAUGUACCAUUAGGCUCUUCAGUGGUAUACAUAGUGUUAUUGAGGACAUCUUGGUACAUAAUAGUUAAUCAGAGUCCAAUUAUUGCAUUCUUUCCCAAUCAUACCUGCUGUGAAUGCUUUAAGUGCUGCCUGCAAGCUUCUGAUUUUGUCUCCCAUCUCCUCAUUGAAUAUGAACUUUUAACAGUACAGGAAGUUUCAGUGUAUGAUUCUAACAGAUCUUUCUGCAAAGAAGGAAAAAGGAGAGGCCUGAUGCAUUUAUUGCAUAGCUGUCAGCAGAUCCACCUUUUUGACCUUACAUAUUCUAUUACAAUGAGUUUUGCAGUUUUGCACACUUAAACUGUUAGGGAAUUUUACUUGAAGAAUGUUUAGUAGCUUCAAUGUCUUUUUUUUAUAUACAUAUAUAUAUAUAUUAUAUAUAUUUUUUUUCUUUUACAUUACACAUGGUUAUGAAGUCAGUGUUGCUUUAAAAGUUUCAACACGGAACAGAUAUAAAAUGGUGUAUAUCAAAACUAUAAAGUGUCCCAAAUAUUCUAUGUAGUUAUUUUACUAUUAAAAUAUUCGAUUUCUGAACUGGCAGUGUUCAAUCACUACUUACAAAUGCAUCCUGGUAUUCCACUUUUUAAUGUGGAUCAGGUUUUAUUUUGCACGCCAGACUGCAUAUUAAGCUUACCACAACUGCUGUUUUUUUUUUCCAAGCUUUCAGUUUCCAGAUAAAAUGCUAUAUACUUUGAUAUUUUAUAAAAUACAGUUCAUAACAGUGUAAAAUCCCAUUUUAUUUUAUUAACCGAAGUUUGACAUAGUUAUUAACAGAAGCUGAAAUUCAAAUUGAAGUAUUUGGAAAUGGUUAACAAUUAGAUGGGGUAGUUGUGAUUUUUGUUAGACGGAAGUUCUACUUUGUAUCCAGACAUGCUUUAGAGAAUUUUAUAACUGGCACUUACUGUACUAAGCAAAACAAUAAUCCAUUGAUGCUCUUAUGGAGGUAAAUUGUGCCUAUGUGUGCAUCUUACAGGCUAUUACAUUUCCCCUACGGUAUUUUGUCAAACGGAGUGUAUAGAACGCCCAUAUUGAGUUCUAGAAUUCCAAGGUUCUCCUUGGGAAUUUAAAAACGCCUUUUCAUUUUUAAGUAUUGAAGAGCAUUUUAAUUUUUGGGGUAUGCUCUCUUGAGCUCCUUGACAAAGUAUGAUUUUUAAUUGGUCUGGAGAUGCAAUGUGUGUUUCUAGAUUAUGCUCUUACUCGGUGUGUUGGCACAAGUAAGCCUUCCAGGAAGAGUUGUAAUCUUCUAGUGUAUUUUGAUCAGUGUUUUUUGUUUUUGUUUUUUUGUUUUUUUUUUUUACAUAAAAAUUUUUGCCUUCAAGAGGUUUGAACACCUGCUCGGUGUAGAGAUUUGUUUGUUUUUAAAUCUUUAGAGCAGAAUUUUUUAGUGCAAAUUUGACAUUAAAAUUAUGCUACAAAGUCCACAUCUGCAGCUUUAUGCAUACAUUGCAUGUUUAAUGGAGUUCUUAAUGUUUAUAAUGGGGAUCAUUGAGCUAUGUUUCAAACAAAGAUGCAUUCUCAUGCUUUUUUUAAUUAUAAUUAUUACUACUGCGUAAUCUGUAAUUACUCCACAGUUUGUAGUGAUGGUUACGGUAUGAUAUACCGGCAGACGGAAUGCCGGCUGUCAGCCUACAUCUCUCGCUGUAAAUUACAAAUCAGUGCUCCCUAAUAAAAUCUCCAUUGGAGCCUGAUUUACCAUGCUAUUAAAACUCAGGAGGGCCACUUAAUUCCAGUGUGCGUGAGCACUAGAAGAGGAGUCAUCAGCCACCCGUAAUAAUAAUAUAGGUGUUUUACAUUUGGCAGGUGGUAGUCGGCCAAAGCUAGAUUGCUAAAUGCUGGCAAUUUUUACUAUUCAUGAUGUAGGGUGCCCCUGUGCUGGAGCACUCUAGUGCAUAAGUACUGAAACUUUCUGGAUUUUUGUGGUCAUUUUACCUUCAGUCAAUACGUCCAUGUACACUGGAGAAAUUGUAGUCAGAGUCACUUAAGUCAAAUAUCAGUAUGGUGAGUUAUUAAAAAAUGGAAACUCCCCUUGCAGUUGUGUUAUGCCUGCGUUUCAUAUGCUGAAGCCCAUUAUUAGAUUUCCAUCCAGAAGACAGCACAUGGAUAAUCGACAUCAUAAUGGAGCUUGGCUGCAUUAUAAUUCACAUUUUUGUUUAGUCAGUACAGGUUGAGUAUCCCUUAUCCAAAAUGCUUGGGACCAGAGGUAUUUUGGAUAUUUGAUUUUUCCUUAUUUUGGAAUAAUUGCAUACCAUAAUGAGAUAUCAUGGUGAUGGGACCUAAGUCUAAGCACAGAAUGCAUUUAUGUUUCAUAUACACCUUAUACACACAGCCUGAUGGUCAUUUUAGCCAAUAUUUUUUUACAACUUUGUACAUUAAACAAAGUGUGUCUACAUUUACACAAUUAAUUUUUUUCAUAUACACCUUAUACACACAGCAUGAAGGUCAUUUAAUACAAUAUUUUUAACAACUUUGUGUAUUAACCAAAGUUUGUGUACAUUGAGUCAUCAAAAAACAAAGAUUUUACUAUCUCAAAGGGGGUAAUUCUGAGUUGAUCGCAGCAGGAAUUUUGUUAGCAGUUGGGCAAAACCAUAUGCACUGCAGGGGGGGCAGAUAUAACAUAUGCAGAGAGUGUUAGAUUUGGGUGUGGUGUGUUCAAUCUGCAAUCUAAAUUGCAGUGUAAAAAUAAAGCAGUCCGUAUUUACCCUGCACAGAAACAAAAUAACCCACUCGAAUCUAACUCUCUCUGCACAUGUUAUAUCUGCCUCCCCUGCAGUGCACAUGGUUUUGCCCAACUGCUAACAAAAUUCCUGCUGCGAUCAACUCAGAAUUACCCCCAAAAUCCGUAUUUAAUUCUACUAUUUCAGAAUAUUUGGAUAUGGGAUACUCAACCUGUAUAUUGGUCCACUAUGGUAAACGAAAGUUGAAAAAUCCUGGAUGGCAAUGAGACUUGAGCAAAACUUGAUUUGGAAAUGCAAUUUGGCACUCUGUAUUCUUUAGCAGGCACUAUGAACACAUACCACAAGGGAUGUUUGCAAACUGGUUGCCUAACUAUAUUAAUAAGCACUUUGAAAACUUCUUUUCUUUUUUUUGACUGCCUACUGUUAAUAAAGCUAAAUAUUAACAGCAUUUUAUUAUAGGCUGCUUAUGGGGGUUUUUGUCCAUAUUUUUGAUCUGUGCUGUCACAACAAAGUAGAAUGCUUAGUUAGCACUUAACAGUCAAUAAGAAAAUAACAUUUCCAAUCUGUGUUCUGAAUGGCUGCAUGCAGAUUUUCAUUAUGCUUCAGCUCAUUUGUUGCCUUAUCGACAUUGCCAGUGGUGAAGACGUGGCAUGUACAAGAUUGCACUAAGUUGAGGAGUCAACAGUGAUUCGGGCAUGGAUGUUGUGUGUGUGGAGUACAUAUCUGCUGUUACUGUGUAGAGCUGUCACCUGGUCAAUAGAUUAAGAGGGGGAGGGAGAAAGCCAAUUUAUUCAAAUCCUUCCCAGUUUAUUAGUGGUUGUAUGUUUCCUGUGAGAGUGACCAUUUAGAAGCUGCAUUUCUGAUCUGUAAAAGCUGUUGCUUGUCCACUAAUUUAAACCUAUGCCAACCUCCUCAAAUCUUCAACCAGCCAAAAUUUAAAUAAUGGGAUUUUGCACUGUUUGUUUGUUUUUCCUCCCCCAUUUUUUUUUUUUUAAAAUAUUAAAAUCCUGUUCUUUUGAGUCUUUAUUGAAAAGCCUUGCUAAUGUUUUUAUGGUAUAGUCAUCCGAAGUGGGUAGAAAUGGCAUUAUAUAUGUAUUAAAAUAAAAUAUAUAUAACGUACUCCACUUUUUCCUUUAUUUUACCAUCCCCUCAGAUUUUGACAAGAAUUCCUAUGACUGAAUGAUUUUGUUCUUUUCAUUUCUGAAUUACAUCAAUUUGAUCAUAUUUUAGCUGUCCUGAAUCUACUGGCAGGUUCUAUUUAAUGCUCAUGGUCCAAGGACAAAAUGACCUGUAAGCAUGUGAGCUAUGUUGAACCAAAGGGAUUGCAUAGUAGUAAAAAAAAGAAAAAAAAUGUUUUGCUUUAAGUAUCUUCAAUGGUCAGUGUCAGGGCUUGUCAGUGUCAAGAUCUGUUGUCAGUCUCAACAGUACCACAGAAAUUAGACUUGUGUAUAUAAACUUCCGUGUUCUGUCUGAGGCCAUCAACUCAAGUGGAGUUUGCAGGCAGUAUCAAAUAAAAAAUUUUCCUUCCUUCAUAACUUCAUUAUUUUUUAUUAUUAUUACUGUUUUUACACUAUUAUGCCAGUAAGCAAAAGUAAGUUCCCCUUUAAUUCUAGCAAAAUUUGUGCAAUAUGUCUAACGAUGCCUGUGGUUGCCACAAAGUGCCUCGUUUACCUCUUUUUCUGUUUAAAUACUGUUAAACUUGUCAUGCAUGCAAAUGGAAUGGGUGGAACUGUGCACUAUCAAGAGGCUUCAACUGGAGACGGGCAUAUUCUAUUCCAUCAUUGUGCUCCCGAAUAUUUGAGGAAUUCCCUAAAAAUGUAUAUUUGCUUUUGUUGGGGGGGGGGGUUAAGGGUGGAUCCUUUUUAUUUGAUUUUUUUAAUUUCCUUUUUUUUUUUUUUUUUAUUGUUUUGGUCCUAUCUCCGGUUCAGCCUCUUCAAAUAUUAUUGUGCUGUGCAGCAGUGACUCUGUGUGUAAUGCUAUGCACUGAGAAUAUACAACAAAUUACAUGUACAGGAUAAUGCCUCAUACAAAUCACGUGUCCAUUUGUUAUUGUAUGUGUGUUAACAUCCCUUUAUCUUAGUGUUAUAAACUCCACUUAAAACUGAUUAAAGUCUCAUUCUUGUCACUG